GGCCGCAGCAGCAGGGGGCGCUGCUCACCCUCCACCGCCAGGUAAGCGUCCAGGUCCACGUGCGCGACCCCGACUCUUCACUUUGGUGGUUUGGUGCUUUACGUCGGGGACGUGUGGCUCCGUCGAGGUCCGCCAUGAGCCGGCGCGAGGAACGUCCAGCCGUGAGUUCCCAUCGCUUUCGCUCCACUGACCUCGACGGCAGGCACGUGCGUCCAGGCGGCCGAAUGUGCGCGUGUCCUCCGCAGCAGAGCUCCAGGGCGGCCGUGCUGCCCCCCCUGUCCGGCCGGACCCUGCACCACCCCUCCUUCCUGCCUCACUACACCACCGCGCACUUUGGACGCCAGCGCAGGAACGGUCACAACCAGGAAGCCCACCCCAUCAUCCCAGCGGAGUUCUUCUACAGCGACCCCGCCAUGUGCCGUGGCACCAGGAUCCACAACGAAGUGACUGGCCUGAGGGUUCUGGAGUUUUUCAAGCUCAACACUCCGCCCCCAGUCAUGUCCGCUGGUCUGGCAACACCAAACAGACCAGACCCCUUCGGAUGUGGACCGCAUCCCAUGCGAGACCUGGGCAGCGCCAGCUGGAUGCUGCCACACCUCCGUCCAGUGCAUCCGAGGCACGUCAUCGUCCAGCUUUCCCAGGAGGAGGACCAGGUCAUCACCAACCUCCUGAAACUGCACCACCAGAGUCCAUUAGCAGGUUCUGAAAGCUCCAGCGCUGCUAAACUGGACUUUUUCAGUGCUGCAGGGCCACCUCUGGGCUUUAACUCCAGGCCGUUCCUCCAGGCGCCAGAACACCACACUUUACACCAUGAUGUGCAGCCGAGUGCUUGGUCCGAUUCAGAGCUGGAGGCAGCAAACACUCUCGUGAGUUGCUUUGUCUCAUCACAGGGCGAUGAAAUCUGCCACCAGUAUGAAUACGGAUGUGCAGAAAGAGGUCUGGGGCUUCUGCCAGACCAGCUUUCAUCCUCAGGCACUAACAGCCCACGUGGACCUGAGGCUCCGCCUGCAUCCAGUCCCCACUCACAGAGCGCCCUGGCUUCCUGUUGCAUGGGGCCGAAGGUGGACGCCAGCAGGCCGGACGUCGCGUCAGCGGAGGACGGGCUGACGUCUGGAGGUCUGGCAGAGGUGAGGGGUCAGACGCUGGCGGACUCAGAGGGGGACGCUGUGCAUGUGCUCUUGAGCCUCGGGGAGGUGGAGCCUGUUGGACCUAUGCAGUGACUGUAUUCAAGAGCAUGAUCACAUGUUUAUCAGUAUAUUAAACUCAGGUUCCAUAUUUUGCAUUUUGCAGUUUUUUUGCACAGCAUUUUUUUAAUGAAUACAUAACACCUUUUUUUCCAAGAAUGAGAAUUUAUUUCCCACUUUAAAUAACCAGUAUUUUCAUGCCUGUAUUGCACAAACCUUGUUCUUUUCUUAGUGUUCAAUAAAAAUAAUCCCCA
Betta splendens (Siamese fighting fish) is the source of this 1438-nucleotide messenger RNA. RefSeq lists its product as uncharacterized. The record is from RefSeq and is a predicted model, not a curated record. Lineage: Eukaryota; Metazoa; Chordata; Actinopteri; Anabantiformes; Osphronemidae. The coding region runs from base 135 to 1220 and encodes 361 amino acids. Gene Ontology annotation, cellular component: cytoplasm; nucleus. Gene Ontology annotation, biological process: regulation of DNA-templated transcription. The transcript is spliced from 3 exons.